AUGAGUCUUCCUGGCCGUGAUGAAUGGUUUCCACUAUCCUUCGAUCUGUUUGUCGUCGAGAGAGAGUGCUGCAUGGACUGGGAAGUUGUUUUGUCUUCUAUUCUGCAUUAUCUUCAACCAAACAGUCUUUAUCUAGCGUCUUAUUUGGGUCUUGAAAAAGCCGUCAGUAAGCUUAUUGUUGAGUAUGGGUUCGAUGUCAACAUCCCCACCACUGACGGCUCAGCACCACUUUACUUGGGUGUGCUUGCAAGUCAUACAGAAAUUGUGAAGCGUCUUCUGAAAAUCUCUGGCAUCAAUGUUAACAAGUCAAAUGACGAUGGCUUUACGCCUUUUCUAGCUGCUAUAUAUGAGCACUACCCCGAAACUAUCAAGCUUCUGAUCAACGCCAAUGAUAUCGACGUGAACAAGUUGAAUAACAGCGGAUUUACGCCUCUUUCGCUAGCUAUCUCAAUGGGCUACACAGAGGCUGUUGGGCUACUUCUACACUCUCCCAAUCUCGAUGGGAAGAUUGAAGUGGCGAAUAGCAAAUUUCAGUCGGGGCUUUUAAUGGCUAUAUCAAAGGGCUGCACAGAGGUUGUUGAGCUACUUCUAAAAGCUCCUAGUCUUGAUAUUAGUAUAGGUUUUGAUGGGAGCCUCCCUUUGAUCAAUUCUAUAGCUUCAGGGCAUACUCAUAUCGUUGAGCUUCUCCUAAAAACUUGGGAUAUAGAUGCCAAUGAAAGGCAUGCGAAUGGUCGCACUGCUCUGGAAUGGGCCAUGUCACUGGACCAUGAAGCCUCCGAAGUGCUGAUCUCAUGUUCUGAUUCCAUUCGGGAUAAUAAGCACAGCGAAAAAAAUGCUGGGGAUGUUCAUAUCUCGGAUUUUACCACGCACAACGGCGAUUCAAAAAAUUGA
Penicillium manginii is the source of this 891-nucleotide messenger RNA. RefSeq names its product ankyrin repeat domain-containing protein. The record is from RefSeq and is a predicted model, not a curated record. The transcript has a single exon. Gene Ontology annotation, molecular function: protein binding. Bases 1 to 891 code for a protein of 296 amino acids. Lineage: Eukaryota; Fungi; Ascomycota; Eurotiomycetes; Eurotiales; Aspergillaceae.